This is a messenger RNA of Dama dama (fallow deer), 594 nucleotides long. It is a transcript of the gene C1H11orf87, whose product is annotated as chromosome 1 C11orf87 homolog. Lineage: Eukaryota; Metazoa; Chordata; Mammalia; Artiodactyla; Cervidae. Bases 1 to 594 code for a protein of 197 amino acids. The record is from RefSeq and is a predicted model, not a curated record. The transcript has a single exon.
AUGAGUGCCAGGGCGCCCAAGGAGCUGAGGCUGGCGCUGCCGCCGUGUCUCCUCAACCGGACCUUCGCUUCCCCCAACGCCAGCGGCAGCGGCAACGCGAGCGCCCGUGGGCCGGGCGCAGGCGGCGGUAGCGGCGGCACCUGCAUCACGCAGGUGGGACAGCAGCUUUUCCAGUCCUUCUCCUCCACGCUGGUGCUGAUUGUCCUGGUCACCCUCAUCUUCUGCCUCAUCGUGCUGUCCCUCUCCACUUUCCAUAUCCACAAGCGUAGGAUGAAGAAGAGGAAGAUGCAGAGGGCUCAGGAGGAAUAUGAGCGGGAUCACUGCGGCGGCAACCGCGGCGGGAGGGGGCUGCCCCAGCCCGAGGGAGGCCAGGCUUCCACCCAAGCAAAAGAAGCCCGGCUGGAGAGGCAGGCCCGGGACUCUGCCUUCUGCGCCCCAUCCAGCGCUUCUUCUUCGUCUCCUCCUGGCCUCCCGCGCCAGGCUCCCUGUGCUCCGCCUCCACCGCCGGCCCCCAGCCCGCAAGGAGCACACACAGCCUCCUCCUGUUUGGACCCAGUUGGCGAGGGCCUUUUGCAAACGGUGGUACUAUCCUGA